Messenger RNA from Solanum lycopersicum (tomato), 1823 nucleotides. RefSeq names its product protein neprosin. The record is from RefSeq and is a predicted model, not a curated record. NCBI's taxonomy places the organism in Eukaryota, Viridiplantae, Streptophyta, Magnoliopsida, Solanales, Solanaceae.
ACAUCAAACUCCAUCCUCCAUAUUUGAGUCUGGGGUCUGCCUUCUCUCCACUCAAUUAAUUCCCUCAUUUUAUUUUAUUUUUGAUAAAAAUUUACAAAAGUACAUGUCUUGAUCACAACUAAAUAGAGUAGUAUUUAUUUGUGCACAACCCACAUGGAGUUAAAUUGAAACUCUCAAAAAAAAGGUGCACAACCCAUUAUUCUUGUACAUUUUUAUAUUAGCUCAUGCCUAGGAGUUGCUGUUAGUCAGACAAAAUUUAGAAGAAAGAAGAAGAGAAUUAUAAUAUGUAGUUUUGAGAAUUUCUUGGUAUUAGUGAAAAAUAGUCAUGAACAUGACCUUUUGAGAUUUUCUUGAAUUGUAGUUCAAUUGUGUGUGUGGUGGUGGUAAUUAUGGAUGAUUUGUGUUUUGUACAUCAUUACACAACAAUACAAUGCCAAUGUUAUUCUACUACUACAACAACACCAGAAGAAGAAACAAGAAGAAGUUACAAUUCCUCAAAAAUUCAUGUUAUGGCUUCCAAGAAUAUUUCACCAAUCAUUUACAUUUUUGUUGUUUUCUUCCUCUUCUCUGUUUGUCCUGUUUUGUCCUCAUCACUUGAACAAUUCAACCAAACCUUUGACAUUAAAUCACAUCUCAUGAAAAUCAAUAAACCUUCAAUCAAGACAAUUAAGAGUCCUGAUGGAGAUCUUAUAGAUUGUGUAUUAUCACAUCAACAACCUGCUUUCGAUCAUCCUCAAUUAAAAGGCCAAAAACCAUUGGAGCCAGCUGAGAGGCCAAGAUCAUCAGGAAAUUCAAUGGAAUUUGAAAAUUUCCAACUUUGGAGCAUGUCUGGUGAAACAUGUCCAGAAGGAACAAUUCCAGUUAGAAGAACAAAAGAACAAGACAUACUAAGAGCUAGUUCUAUUCGAAGAUUUGGUAGAAAAAUUAAAAGACCAGUUCGUAGAGACACUACUAGCAAUGGCCAUGAGCAUGCAGUAGGAUAUGUAACUGGAGAUCAAUAUUAUGGUGCAAAAGCAAGUAUAAAUGUGUGGGCACCUAAAGUUACCAAUCAAUAUGAGUUUAGUUUAUCACAAAUGUGGGUUAUUUCUGGUUCAUUUGGUGAUGAUCUUAAUACUAUUGAAGCUGGUUGGCAGGUAAGUCCAGAGUUAUAUGGUGACAAUUAUCCAAGGUUCUUCACCUACUGGACUAGUGAUGCAUACCAAGCCACAGGAUGCUACAAUUUAUUGUGUUCAGGAUUUGUUCAGACAAAUAAUAGAAUAGCAAUUGGGGCAGCAAUUUCUCCAACAUCCUCUUAUAAUGGUGGUCAAUAUGAUAUUAGCAUCAUGAUUUGGAAGGAUCCAAAACAUGGACAUUGGUGGUUAGAAUUUGGAUCAGGAGUAUUAGUAGGAUAUUGGCCAUCAUUUUUGUUCACACAUCUUAGAGGUUCAGCAAGUAUGAUACAAUUUGGAGGUGAAAUAGUGAAUAGUAGAGGAAAUGGAGGAUUUCAUACAUCAACACAAAUGGGAAGUGGACAUUUUGCUGCUCAAGGUUUUGGAAAAGCAUCUUAUUUUAGAAAUUUACAAGUUGUUGAUUGGGAUAAUAGUUUAAUACCAUUAUCUAAUCUCAAAGUAUUAGCUGAUCAUCCUAAUUGUUAUGAUAUUCAAGGUGGCAUUAAUCCUGUUUGGGGUAAUUAUUUUUAUUAUGGUGGACCUGGUAGAAAUCAACGUUGCUCUUAAAAUUACUCAUAUUUCGAUUCUUCAUUCAAAAUUUCUGUAAAUUGCCAAAAGGAAAUAGUGAAUAUCUUAUGUAAAAAAAUUACUUUUUUUUUUGUUAUGUUCUAUUUA